Molecule: messenger RNA, 4344 nt
Organism: Cicer arietinum (chickpea)
Lineage: Eukaryota; Viridiplantae; Streptophyta; Magnoliopsida; Fabales; Fabaceae
Product: protein TONSOKU
Biological process (GO): epigenetic regulation of gene expression; response to DNA damage checkpoint signaling; meristem structural organization
Cellular component (GO): nucleus
Molecular function (GO): protein binding
Source: RefSeq, a predicted model, not a curated record
GACUCCUAUCAAAAAUAGAGAGCAAGAAUAGUUAGUGUUUUGGCGGGACGAAGCAAAAUUCAUUUAAACCUCGAAGAGACACAGUGUCGCGGGAGCAACAUUUACUCUCCCAAUUCGAACCCCACAAAACAACCGAGAGUCUCACAGAAUCCCCAACGACACCGUCCACCGUCGUUUCAAUAUGGACUCGGAGCUAAAGUCAGCGAAAUCCGCUUUUCGGAACGCCAAAGCAGAGGGUAACCGCCGCGAGGAAGCACGAUGGGCUAACGUCAUCGGCGACAUACUUAAAAACAAAGGAGAAUACGUCGAAGCUCUCAAAUGGCUCCGAAUCGAUUACGACGUUUCUCUCAAACACUUACCUGAGAAACACUUGAUCCCAACUUGUCAAUCCCUCGGCGAGAUCUAUCUCCGUCUCGAACGUUUCUCCGAUGCCCUAACUUACCAGAAAAAACAUUUAGAGCUAGCGAGAGACGUAAACGACAUCGUUGAGCAACAAAGAGCAAGCACGCAGCUAGGUCGAACAUACUACGAACUGUUUUCGAGAUCAGAACACGAUCACAAUUCGAUUCGCAAUGCGAAGAAGUAUUUCAACUGUGCUAUGGAUCUUGCAGUUUCUCUAAAAAAGAAUCCACCUAAUAAUAAAUCAUCAUUUCUUAAGGAAUAUAUUGAUGCUUAUAACAAUAUAGGCAUGCUUGAAAUGGAUCUUGAUAAUUUGCAUGAGGCGCAGAAGAUUCUCACUACUGGGUUGGAGAUUUGUGAUGAAGAAGAGAUUAGUGAGUAUGAUGACGGACGUAGUAGGUUACAUCAUAACCUUGGGAAUGUUUAUAUGGAAUUGAGAAUGUGGAAUGAAGCUAGGAAGAAUAUUAAGAGGGAUAUUUUGAUUUGUCAUAAAAUUGGACAUUGUCAAGGGGAAGCUAAGGGAUAUAUUAAUCUUGGUGAAGUGCAUUACAGGAAUCAGAAGUAUGAAGAAGCUCGGUCUUAUUAUGAGAAAGCGCUUGCUUUGGCGAAGUCAUUGGAGGAUGAGGAUGCUUUGGUCAGACAGAUUAAUCAGAAUAUUGAAACUGUUAAAGAAGCUGUUAAAGUUAUGGAUGAAAUCAAGAGAGAAGAGCAGAAGCUUAAAAAACUCAAAAGAGAAAUGGCUACUGCUAAAGGGACACUGCACGAGCGCAAGUGUCUGCUGCAGCAAAAUGGGUCUCUGGAACUCCUUGUUGAGAAAGCAAGGAUGAUUUCUGCAUGGGAGAAGCAUUGUGAAUUUGCAAAGGAGAAGAAGAAAAUAGCACAUGAACUUUGUGACAGGCAAAAGUUGGGUGAUUCAUACCUGGAUAUUGCAGAAUCAUACCAGAAGCUCCGAAAAUUCAACAAGGCAAUCAAAUGGUACAAAAAGAGUUGGGAAAUGUAUAAAACAAUUGGUAAUUUAGAGGGGCAAGCACUGGUGAAAAUUAAUAUCGGUAAUGUUUUGGAUUCUACUCACAAUUGGAAAGAAGCGUUGAAUGCAUAUCAGGAGAGCUACAGGAUUGCUGUUGAAGCAGACCUUCCUAAUUUACAGCUUUCUGCCUUGGAAAAUAUGCAUUAUAGCAACAUGAUAAGAUUUGAUGAUGAGGAUGAGACCAGGAGGUUGAAACUUCUAAUUGACAAGCUUAAGAAGUCACAUGAAGAGCAAGAAGCUAAUGGUACGCCUGAGGAUUGUUGCUCGGAGACUGAUACUGAAGAAGAUGAUUGUAUGUCAAAUAGUGGGCCUGAUGAUUUUUGCUUUCCAAAGACUCCUGGAGAAGAAUUGAAUGAUGAUAAUACGCCUCUUAUGUCUCUAUAUCAGUCCAUUAAAGGUUCAUCUAGAAAGACAACAAGUCAGAAGGAAAGCCUUAGCAACUCUACCAAGCAAUUGGAGCAGUCACCUAAAAGUCUUACAAAACUAACAAGCGAGCAUCAAGCAGUUGUUGGCCGUAAACGUGUCCGUGUAAUUCUUUCCGAUGACGAUGAUGAUGAGAUGGAAUGCUCAAGCAGAAAGGAUCAUGACUGCAUGUUAGAGGACUUGCCCGAUUAUGAUGCAAUUAAGAGUAAAAUCAGUCCUAGUAAAACUCAGAUUGUCCCAGAGUAUGGAUCUAAAUGUGCAAUUAACGUCGAAGAAAGUAGUAGUUCUUUCAAAUGCUGGAGUCCAAAUAGGGCCACUGAAACUUGCAAACGUUCCAGAUCAUUGAGCAAUGAUAUAGUUGUUGAACCCGACUUUCCUAGUAGUUCUAAAUGCGAUACAAGUAUCUCUGGCAAACAAAAUGGUGUUGCCCAUCCCAUGAAGCUUCAUUCCCUAAAUGAUCAAUAUAUUGCAUGUCGGAUUGAAAAUGAUAUAAUUUAUGUAGAAGCAGCCUUGUGCGCUGCUGAUCAAUUCGACAUUGACUCAUUAAAGUCUUUAGUUGCAUGCCUAUACUAUCUACAAUUUCCAACGGAAAAGAGAUCAGAAGGUUUGUUGCCUAUUAUUCAGCACUUAAAAUGUGCUGGAAGAGAUCUAGAGUCGCUGGAUACUGUUGAAAAGCUUAAGGAGCAUCUGCAAAAUAACAUGGUUGAAGCUUCCAUUGAUGGAUGGAUUCAGAAGCGCCUAAUAAAAAUGUAUGUAGACUGCUGCAAGGAGUUGUCUGAGGUACCAAAGAUCAAGUUGCUGAAGAAACUUUACAAUUUAGAGAUUUCUGAUGAUGAAAUUGUUGCGUCUGACUGUGACCUGCAAGAUUUGUCUAUAACACCAUUGAUAGAUGCACUGCAUUCCCAAAUGGCAUUUUCAAUGCUUGACGUCUCUCACAAUUGCUUAGGAAAUGGGACAAUGGAGAAACUUAGAAAGGUGUUCACAGCAUCAGGUCAAUCUUACGGUGACUUAACUCUGGAUUUGCAUUGCAAUCGAUUUGGCCCAACUGCUUUGUUCCAGAUUUGUGAAUGCUCUGUGCUAUUUGCUCGACUCGAAGUGCUAAACAUUUCUGGAAACCGUCUUACUGAUGCAUGUGGAUCUUAUCUUUCAACAAUCUUAAAAAACUGUACAGCUCUUUGUAGCUUGAAUGUAGAGAACUGUUGUAUAACAUCGAGAACCAUUCAAAAAAUUGCUGAUGCAUUGGACUCUAGAUCUGUACUUUCACAUCUUUGUAUAGGACACAAUAGCCCUGUAUCUGGAAAUGCUAUAGUUAAUCUUCUAUCUAAGCUUUCUACUUUAAAAAGGUUUUCUGAGUUGAAUAUGAGUGGUUUAAAGCUAGGCAAAUCGGUUGUCGAUACCCUUUGCCAACUUGCUGGGACCUUGACUUUGUCAGGACUUAUACUUGGAGGCACUGGUAUUGGAAACGAAGGAACCAUAAAAUUAACAGAAUCAUUGCUCAAAGGGACUGAAGAGCUUGUGAAACUUGACCUAUCAUAUUGUGGGCUAACAUCUGACUAUAUUUUAAACAUCAAUGUUUUUUCUUUUUGGUUCAUCCUUGAGUUAAACCUGGAAGGAAAUCCUAUUAUGCUUGAGGGAAGCAAUACUCUAUUUUCGCUUCUCAAAAACCCACAGUGCUGUCUCAAAGUUUUGGUCCUUCGGAAGUGUCAACUUGGACUGGCUGGAGUUCUUCACAUAAUUGAGGUUCUUGCAGACAACAGCACCUUGGAGGAGCUUAAUCUUGCUGAUAAUUCUGCUCUGACUGAACUUUCUGCUCUACAAUGUGAUUCAUCGGCUAAAAGCGGCUCACAGAACCAGGAGCAGAAACUAGAUAUUGUAAAAGUGGAUGAUAAUCCAGAGGUCUUUUGCUCUCUAAAUACUUUCGACGAACAGCUAGAAGUUCCUGAUAGUGAAGAUAGUCAAGUUAAUGCAGAAGCUGCUGCUUCUGGAAUCGACAACAGCUGUGCCAGUUCAUGUCAAAAAAAUUCAUCUCCCGAGUGCCAUUUAACUCAGCAAUUUUCAACUGCUAUUGCAAAGGCAAAGAACUUACAAUUACUGGACCUUAGCAAUAAUAAUUUUUCUGCGGAAGCUGCAGAAACAUUCUAUGAUUCGUGGAGAACUUUACGACCCCUUUCAAAUCAUAGGCACAUUACUAAGCAAAUUAUUCAUUUCUCAACAAAGGAAAAGAAGUGCUGCAGUGUAAAACCUUGCUGUAAGAAAGUUUGAUCCGUGGCCCCCAUGUUAAUGUACUGACUAAAAGAGGUAAUUAUCCAGUCAAUGAGAACAUUUCUAUAAAUAAAAUAGCCGUUGCUUUACUUAUAAAUAUGUUCAUCUUCAACAGCUAUAAUUUAAGAAUGUAUUGCAAGGAAGUACAGGUCCUUUAGUUUCAUUUAUCAUGUAAAACUCGUUUAUAAAGUGGUCAUCUUUAUAAAAAGGGCAAGCAUAUGUACACAGAAAAA